Molecule: messenger RNA, 762 nt
Organism: Phytophthora infestans T30-4
Lineage: Eukaryota; Oomycota; Peronosporomycetes; Peronosporales; Peronosporaceae
Product: polygalacturonase, putative
Exons: 3
Coding region: 1-762 (253 amino acids)
Biological process (GO): pectin catabolic process
Cellular component (GO): extracellular region
Molecular function (GO): polygalacturonase activity
Source: RefSeq, a predicted model, not a curated record
AUGCCGACCAGUCAACGCCUUGACGAGUGGCCUCAGUCUUUUGCAGGAAAUUCCUACAGUCCAGACGAGCACCCAAGGUACUGGAAGCAGGGGCAGUCGAUCACUCGACCCGUGUUCUUCCGUCUGCAGAACGUCGUGGGCUCGACCCUGUCGGGCUUCACGCUCAAGAACUCCCCGUUCCGCACGUUCAGCAUUGUCACGUCCAAGCAGACCACGCUGAGCGGUCUGACGCUCGACUCGAGUGCCGGCAACGGUUUGGCUAAGAACACGGACGGCUUCGACCUGACCAAGAACGACCACAUCACCAUCACCGGCAACAAGAUCUACAACCAGGACGACUGUCUCGCCAUGCAAUCCAGUACCAACACGGUGUUUAGCAACAACCUUUGCUGCGGUGGCCACGGUGUGUCGAUCGGGUCUCUCGGCGGCAACGCAGUCGACCAGUCUUCGACGGUGCAGGGUCUUACUGUGCAGGGCAACACCAUUCAGAACAGCGACAACGGUAUCCGUAUCAAGACCAUCGUCGGUCUCAAGGGUCUGGUCUCCAACGUCAACAAGGCCAAGGGGGGCUACACAGGCUCUCCCACUAGUGCUGUCACGAUCGAAGGUGUGACGAUCUCUGGUCUGACCGGCUCGGCCACCAACUUGUACGACAUUGUUGCCAACCCGAAGGUGGUCUUGGGUUGGACCUUCUCGGGCAUUAAAGUGAGCACCUCUCAGACCGGCAAGGCGGUCGGUCAGACCAACAGCGUUAGCGUGUAG